UGUGACGAUGUGUUUAUGUUGUUCUUUAGGUAUAAGUACUGGAACUGCUGCUGCAUAAGGACAAUAGAUUUCAAUGCUUUCCUGGACCAGAAGGGCUGCUCCACAGGAGUCCAUCGCUGGGUCCCCAAGCAGGACAAGAAGAAGGUGGCGUGUCGGUACGACUGGCACCAGACCGGAGACAAUGUCAUCGUUACGAUUUACGCAAAAAACGCAAACCCAAAUUUCAGCAGCAUAGAAGCAAACCGGACUGUGCUCUCAUGUCAAAUCCAGUUUGAGAACAAUAAGAUCUUCAAGAGAGACUUUCGCUUCUGGGGCGUGGUGAAUGUUAAGAAGAGUUCAGUCAACAUGGUCCCCUCCAAAGUGGAGGUGACCCUCCGUAAGGCCGACAAAGUGACCUGGGGAAAACUAGAAGACCCAAACUACAAACCAGAGCCAGAGCCCAUUGACGACUCCUUCACCGAAACCACGGAGAACCAGGAGAACAACUACGAUAUCGAAGACGACGACAUCAGCGACUCGGACGAAGAGUGGGCCUACGACACGAAACAGAACCAAAAACAGGAGGACAAGGAGGAGAAGGACAAGGUGGAGAUGAAGAAGAACGAGGAUGAAGAGAUCCAAAACUUAAAGAGGAAGGAGGUGGAGGAGGAGAUGAAGAAGGUGAGCGAGGAGAGGAAGAGGGCGGAGGAGGAGAAGAAGAAGCUGGAGGAGCAGAGGAGGCAGGAGGAGGGGGAAGGAUACGAAGACAUGCCAGAACUGGAGUGACUCUGUCGAAAACAAAGCAAUGAUGAACAUGAGAUGUGUUUAGCGGAUCAUUCAAACACAUUUUUGUAAUAAAGCAAAUUAAUUGUUGACUUUCUGAUAUCAUGAGACUUUUGGGGGCUGCAGAUCCAAAUCAAAUGUACCACACCUGCUGUCUCACAAAAAAACAAGGGCCCUUAUAGUCUUUCACCUUCAUUAAAUUAAUUCAGGGGUGAUUCCACAAAUAAUUGAGUUACGUCUUUGGUUGACAAACACACUGGAUCCUUUAUAUUUUAUGUACGACAUUUACAAAUAAUACAUUUAUGAUUCUAACCUGGAAACAACUUAUAAAGUAAAGACUUGUAUCUUUCUCUUUACAAACUGUGCCAUUGUCUUUCUUUUGUAGAACUUUAGGAUGAUUUUUUUUCUAUGUCGUUUUCUUUGGGAUAUUUCCGACACUUUUUUUUUUUUUCGACUGUAGUUAUUUUCAAUUUUCGACA
This is a messenger RNA of Notothenia coriiceps (black rockcod), 1241 nucleotides long. RefSeq names its product cysteine and histidine-rich domain-containing protein 1-like. The coding region runs from base 16 to 765 and encodes 249 amino acids. The record is from RefSeq and is a predicted model, not a curated record. NCBI's taxonomy places the organism in Eukaryota, Metazoa, Chordata, Actinopteri, Perciformes, Nototheniidae. The transcript has 4 exons.